Messenger RNA from Papilio machaon (common yellow swallowtail), 3738 nucleotides. It is a transcript of the gene HDAC6, whose product is annotated as histone deacetylase 6. Gene Ontology annotation, molecular function: zinc ion binding; histone deacetylase activity. Gene Ontology annotation, biological process: chromatin organization. Lineage: Eukaryota; Metazoa; Arthropoda; Insecta; Lepidoptera; Papilionidae. The record is from RefSeq and is a predicted model, not a curated record. The transcript has 19 exons. Bases 178 to 3507 code for a protein of 1109 amino acids. Gene Ontology annotation, cellular component: histone deacetylase complex.
CAAGACCAUGCCCAAAUGUCAAAGUAAUUGCGACGGAAUAGGACAAAUGUUUAUAAUUCAAAAAAAUCUAUUAAAUAAUGAAAAAUGAUGUGUUCGAAUAUAUUUUGCAAUAAUUAAAAGGAUUUUUUUAUUUUCGUUUCUUGCACAUGCAAUUAUUUUUGAGCACGUUUCAUAAUAAUGUCCACCCCUCUACCACCGCAACAGCAACGUCGUUCUGCUGGAGAGAGUAAAAAAUGUACACCACCGUCGAAUAUACUUACAAGAAACGGUGCACGAAAAGCAAAAAUUCAAACAAGGGCUAUGUCAGCAGGUGCUAAGCCAUCUGCCGUUAUUAUUGCUGCAAAGAGGAAGAAUUUUAAGAAGAAACAAGUUAUUGAUACACUUUUAAAGGAUUUUUACCAAAUUGCAAUGGAUUCCAAAGCAAAGGUCAAAGGUCCCACGGGCCUUGUAACAGAGCCUCGUAUGGCAGAGCACAGGUGCCUGUGGGAUGAGAAUUAUCCAGAAUGUCCGGAAAGAUUAAUUGAAGUUUUGCAGAGAUGUCGUGAGUUGAAUUUAAUAGAGCAAUGCAAGCAGUAUGCACCAAGAGCGGCGACUAAAGAAGAACUACUCACCCUACACUCGGCUUCUGUGUACGAAACUCUGGAGGCUACACACCAAAAUAAUGAUAUUGAAUAUUUAGAAGAAGUCUCUUCAAAAUAUGAUGCUAUUUAUAUACAUCCUAGUACCCACGAGCUAGCGCUCCUCGCAGCAGGUUCUACCAUCGACAUGGUAGACCGUAUUGUAAGUGGUGAGGUACAGAACGGUGCGGCUCUAGUCCGGCCUCCCGGACACCACGCCAUGCGCGCUGAACCCUGCGGCUACUGCUUCUACAACAAUGUCGCACUCGCAGCCAAACAUGCUAUUGACAAUAGAGGACUUACUAGGAUUCUGAUAGUGGAUUGGGAUGUACAUCACGGACAAGCCACUCAGCAGAUGUUCUAUGAGGACGACAGGGUGGUAUAUUUCUCUAUCCAUCGCUACGAGCACGGUAAGUUCUGGCCGAGUCUGCGUCAGUCGGACUUCAAUUAUGUGGGGGAGGGUCGCGGCAAAGGGUACAACUUCAAUGUGCCACUCAACACGACCGGUUUGGGAGACGCAGACUACCUCGCUAUAUGGCAUCAACUUCUCAUGCCUAUGGCUUUUGAGUACCAGCCACAACUGGUCAUUAUUUCCGCGGGAUUUGACUCGGCUUUGGGCGAUGAAAAAGGUGAGAUGCAAGUGACUCCCGCAUGUUAUGCGACCUUGCUGCAUUUACUGAUGUCUGUGUGCCCCGCGCUGUGCGUGGUGCUGGAGGGUGGCUACUGCUUACCCUCGUUGGCGGAAGGCGCCGCGCUCACACUUCGCACGCUGUUAGGACAUCCGCCACCAAUGCUCAUUCAAACUGGAGAACCUAGCGACUCGAUCCGCGAAUCGAUACUAAACUGCAUUUACGUACAGAAGCCAUAUUGGCGUUGUUUCAAAUAUCAGCCUACGUACAAUGUAGGCAAUGUAUUGGAGAUCAGCGACGAAGUGAAACAGAAGCAUAUAGUCGUACACAAGUGGGAGGGAGACGAAACUAGACCUGACAAGUUCGCUACUAGAGAUUGCUAUCCGAUGCAAGACAACGAGACAAAGAGAAAAAAUGAGGAUAGAUUGAAUCAUUUAAGGAUAGUAACGGACUUAUCAUUACCUCAGCACGCUGUGUGUUACAUUUUCGACGAAGCUAUGCUCAAACAUAAAAAUAUUUGCGAGCCAGCUCAUGUGGAGUGCCCGGAGCGUAUAAUGCGCAUCCACGAGCGGCUCCGAGACUUCGGGCUGCUGCAGCGCCUGCACCCGCUGACCGCGCGCCCCGCCACAGACCACGAGAUACUGGCCGUUCAUACACAGAAGCAUCUCGAUAGACUAAAAGAGUUGGCGAGUACCAAACUGCGUUAUCUAAACAGUCAGAAAGAUGAUUACAACUCAGUGUACUUCCAUCCGGAUACACUGGAGAGCGCAGCUGUGGCCGCCGGAUGUGUUUUACAGACGGUAGAUGCAGUUUUAAGUAAAGUAGCGGGUGCGGGUGUAUGCGUGGUGCGUCCGCCGGGACAUCACGCGGACGCGGAUGUACCGAGCGGGUUCUGUUUACUGAACAACGCGGCGAUGGCGGCCAAGUACGCGGCGCAGGCGCACGACGUCAACAGAUUGCUCAUACUGGACUGGGACGUACAUCAUGGGAAUGGCACACAGAAGAUCACUUACGAUGAUAAUAGAAUUCUGUACAUUUCGAUACAUCGUUACGACAACGGUACCUUCUUCCCUCACUCGAAGGACGCAGACUACGUGGCAGUGGGGGAGGGGGCGGGGGAGGGGUACAAUGUCAAUAUUCCCUGGAAUAAGCGUGGAAUGGGUAACGCGGAGUACAUGGCGGCGUUCACACAAGUAGUGCUGCCCAUUGCCUAUGAAUACAAUCCGGAGCUGGUCAUUGUCUCCGCAGGAUUUGACGCCUGUAUCAAUGAUCCAUUAGGCGGUUGCAAAGUGUUACCAGAAUGCUACGGACGGAUGACACAAAUGUUGAAAGGAUUAGCGGGAGGCAAAAUUAUCCUCUGCUUAGAGGGCGGAUAUAAUAUAGUGAGCACUUCGUACGCUAUGACAAUGUGCACAAAAGCCUUACUCGGAGACCCCAUAGAGUUCAAUUACAACCCAGAAGAAGAAAUCCACUGGUCCGCCGUAGAAACUAUAAAUAACGUCAUCAAAACACAAAAGAAAUACUGGAAAAAUCUCAAAUUCCAAUUAGCGCUACCGAUAAAGAACGUUCUAGACAAACCUUCACCUUCUAGAGGUUUAAUUGUCAGCAGUCCAGUUCCGCAAAAGUCACUGUCAUCAAAUGUCACUUCUAAAUCAUCCAAUGGUCUGCAAUCACUGGAAAGUGAUAUGAUGAAUUUGACCAUAAACAAAUGUGCAGAUGGUAUACACUGUGGUACAGAUGACGAAGAAGAUAACGGUACAGAUAAAAAUGCGGGUUGUUCGAAAUCUUCAGGUGAGGGUAGUUCUAAAACUGUCUCAGACAAAGGUAACAAAGAGAGUGAGAAACAAACUCUUGUGGAUUAUUUAUCAGAGAAUAUGCAGGCUCUAGUUGAUGGGGAGAUGUUUGCAGUGGUGCCAGUGCCGUGGUGCCCACAUUUAGAUACUCUGUUCGCUAUACCAGAGUCGGUUAAGUUUGAACAAGGCGUCAAAUGUGUGGAUUGCGAAGAGAAGGAUGAGAAUUGGGUGUGUCUGCAUUGUUAUGUUACUGCAUGCGGUCGCAGUAUAAACGGGCACAUGCAAGCGCACCACAGAGCAACUCAACACCCGUUAGUCCUCUCCCUCCUCGACCUGUCCGUGUGGUGUAACAUUUGCGACGCGUAUGUCGACAACCCACUGCUCUAUGACGCUAAGAACAACGCACAUAAAUGUAAAUUCGGCGAAGACAUGCCAUGGUGUUAUAAAACAGAUAUACAUAUGGCAUAAUGUACAUGAAUAUUUCAGGGUCGUAUUAACCUAAAGGUGCAAGGGCGCCUGGCUUUAGAGGCGCCCGCAAAAACGUUUUACUUUAACUCGGGCGCCCAAUAUGUUAAUACGGCCCUGGUAUCUUGAAUACUAUGUAUUAUAAUUAAAUUCCAUUUCUGGAAUUCAGCUAUAUUUAAUUUACUACCAUCAUAUUUAUAUGUCCUGUCAAACCUGGAUUAGCGAGAAUCCAAG